Cuscuta europaea is the source of this 2390-nucleotide messenger RNA. NCBI's taxonomy places the organism in Eukaryota, Viridiplantae, Streptophyta, Magnoliopsida, Solanales, Convolvulaceae. The record is from the annotation of a GenBank genome assembly.
UUGGUUAAUGAAUGCAUCUGGUAGUCUGUCUCAGGUACGGUGAAUCAGUAAAAGAAGUAAAGAACACCCUUUUUAAAUUCUGUUGUUCUUUACUCCCUAAUUAACAUUUGAAAGGGAAGUAGCAGCUAGCAGCACCACUUUUUUGAAUUCUUGAAUCUUCUCCCACGUGAAAUAAAAACUUUUCCAGGUAAAAAAGCAAAGGCAUAAGAAUUCAGUACAUAAUUGCAGAUAAUAAUUUUUUUUGCAGAUAAUCAUAUUUCGCUUAUUUGUUCUUUUAGUCAAAUCCCCAUAUGACUCUCUACCCUGGAGGUACUACCGAAUCUGGUGUACUCUCUCUACGCGGUUUCACGAGGAUUCAUCCUGGAGGUUACGUUAAUUAUAAUAAUAAUAACUAUAGCUAUUAUAUUUGUUAUUAUCAUUAUUAUUAGGUCGGAAACACUCAAACCGAUUUCAUUUUUUAUUUUGCUUUUCACUCCUGAGUUUUUUAAUUCUGGGUCUUCUUCGGGCGGUACUGCGAAGUUGAUUUAUACUGAGUCAACUCGGUGGUUGGGGGACUCGUUCUAGUUCAGUUUGAUGUUUAUUGUCCCAUAGAUCUGUAAAAGGAGUCUGGGUCUGCUUUUUUAUGUUGAGCAAAUGAAGGGGUACUUGGGAUUGCUGGUAUUUAUUUUGGUUUAUCAGAAUAUGACUUCUGGUUGGUCCCUCAAGAAUGAAGGUUUGGGUGUGUUGAGAUCUAAGGAGAAAGUGAUUAGUGUUGGAGUAUUAUAUCAAAGUGAAGAUUUGAAGAGUUGGAAAUAUGGAAUGGGAAGCUCAAAUUUUAGAGGAUAUUUUGUGUCUCAGAAAAUAACAAAGUUUAGAAGGGCAGCUCAUAGGGAAUUGCUCAAAGUCCGUUUUUUCCCAUUUCAUUACCCACCCAGACAAGGUGCUACUGCUCCAACACCAUCUCCUUCACCAUCCCCAUCACAGAGUCCACAUGGACCAGUUCCUCCACCUCCACCAGAUCCUUCUGUGCCAGAAGUUCCUCGACCUGGACCCACUCCUGUCCCUUCUGUUUCCCCAGCUUCAACUCCUUCUCCCGAAGAAGGUAGUUUUAGAAGCAAUUCAUUUAGAAAUGAGAAUAAAAAACGUUCCAAAUUAUGGAUAGUCGCUGCAACAGUUGGUGGAUCAAUUAUGUUUAUGGUUUCUGCAAUUUGUGUGGUUUUCUGUCAACGCAAUAAAAUUGCUGUGGUCAAACCUUGGGUUACUGGGAUAAGUGGGCCGCUACAGAAAGCUUUUGUUACGGGUGUGCCAAAGCUUAGGAGGUCAGAACUGGAGACGGCUUGUGAAGAAUUUAGCAACGUGAUUGGUUCUUCAUCUGUUCAUAGAUUGUACAAGGGAACAUUGUCCAGUGGAGUUGAAAUAGCUGUUUUAUCACUUUCCGUGUCAUCUGCGAAGGAUUGGUCAAGAGAUCAAGAAUCCCAGUUCAGACAAAAGAUUGAAGCAUUAUCAAAAGUAAAUCACAAGAACUUUGUCAACCUAAUUGGAUAUUGUGUUGAAGAGGAACCUUUCACGAGAAUGAUGGUGUUCGAGUAUGCUCCCAAUGGAUCGCUUUUUGAGCACUUGCAUAUUAGGGAGGCAGAACACUUGGAUUGGGCAACACGAAUGAGAAUCAUGAUGGGCAUGGCCUAUUGUCUCGAGCACCUUCACCAAUCGACCCCUCCCCUCUUCCCUAAUACCCUAAACUCCUCAUCCAUACUCCUUUCAGAUGACUACGCAGCCAAGAUGUCAGAUUUCGUCCUUUGGGCUGGGGAGACAUCAAAUGGGCCAAGCAACGUGUACAGCUUCGGAGUGAUCCUAUUUGAGAUGCUCACGGGCCAGUUGCCCUACUCAGACAACACUAGUGCCCUAGAGGAUUGGGCAUCAUGCUACCUUAGAGGAGGUGGAGGGCUAAUGGCUGACCCUACUUUGGAUGGUUUCCAGAAGGAUCAAAUGGAGAGAAUAGGCGAAGUGAUUAGGUCUUGUGUUGACCCUCAUCCGGGACAGAGACCGGGCAUGGGAGAAGUUAGUGGUAGAUUGAGAGAGAUAAGUGGGAUAAGGGCUGAUGGGGCAACCCCAAAAGUGUCCCCUCUUUGGUGGGCAGAACUGGAGAUCAUAUCGACUGAUGAGGCAGCUUAAGGGUGAAUUGUAAGGAUUGUAUGUUUGCCUUUAGGGGUUUGGGGGCUUAGACAUGAAAAAAUUGGUGUGCUUCCUGAUAGGCCUCUACCCAUUCUUUCUUACAGGUACAUAGGAGUGUAAAUAGCAAAAUGGGAAAAUGAUGAUGUUUUUUUAUACUUUAUUUUUGCAUAUACACGAGAAAAUAAAAGAAAAUUGAUAUGUUUUUCCUUUUGCCCAAGAAGAAUGCAAGUGUUUCUUUG